AUGGUCUCUCUCGCCCCCUUUGUGCUGCGCCGCCCGUGGCUCACCAAGAUGCUGAUGCCCGCCGCGAGCUGGUACGCCAACGCCGCCGGCUACCGCAAGCUGGGCCUGAGAUUCGACGACCUUCUCGAGGAGGAGCGCGAGGCCGUUCAAAUCGCAAUCAAGCGCCUAUCCAGCCAGGAGUCUUACGAUCGCAUCUACCGCAUCCGUCGCGCCACCCAGUGCAGCUACCAGCACAAGCUACUACCCAAGGAGGACUGGACCAAGCCCGAGGAUAAAAGGAAACUGACCGGCGCGAAACAGGACACACCGCAUCUCCGCAACCUUGUUGCUCAGGUCGAGGCUGAGCUUGCCGAAAAGGAUGCUCUUGACUCCAUGACCGUCAUCAAGAAGCACUAA
Molecule: messenger RNA, 396 nt
Organism: Beauveria bassiana ARSEF 2860
Lineage: Eukaryota; Fungi; Ascomycota; Sordariomycetes; Hypocreales; Cordycipitaceae
Product: ubiquinol-cytochrome C reductase-like protein
Exons: 3
Coding region: 1-396 (131 amino acids)
Biological process (GO): mitochondrial electron transport, ubiquinol to cytochrome c
Source: RefSeq, a predicted model, not a curated record